This is a messenger RNA of Perca flavescens (yellow perch), 4152 nucleotides long. RefSeq names its product homer protein homolog 3. Lineage: Eukaryota; Metazoa; Chordata; Actinopteri; Perciformes; Percidae. Bases 1641 to 2732 code for a protein of 363 amino acids. Gene Ontology annotation, molecular function: G protein-coupled glutamate receptor binding. The record is from RefSeq and is a predicted model, not a curated record. Gene Ontology annotation, biological process: G protein-coupled glutamate receptor signaling pathway. The transcript is spliced from 12 exons.
UUGUUAAGGUUAUCAUUUUCAGCUGUGCUUUUCCUACUAUGACAAGUCAAAAUGUCUGCUGUGAAAAAAGUCCCUUGAGGCUUGCUCCAAAAGGGAGACCAUCCCCAUAGACCCCCAUGUUAAAAUGCCCAACUUUACAGCAGAAAUAAACAUGUUUAUGAAGGGCACAAAAAACGGUUUUGGUCUCUAUAUCUAAGUUCCCCGUUGGGGAUAACUGUGGGGGCUGGGGUGAUUUAAAAAUAUAUAUAUAUAUAUCUCACCCCUGUACAUUAAGUUCUGCAUAAUUAAGGGAGUUCCACUUUGAGUAACAAGUGCCCCCCGUCACAGGAGGGCGAGCAUAGAGAGGCAAAGUCCCUCCCCUUCCAGUGGACCUCAUGGGAACUUAUUUCGUUAAAAAAUAUGUACGGUAGUGAACAGGUAAAGACAAAUCUAUUUUUUUUUUUUUCUUCUUUUUCACAAGUUUGUCAAUUUAAAAGAUAAUUUUGUGAAUCUAGAAAGUCCCAUAGCGGUCUCUCGAAAUAUACGUCGCCUUGCUUGCUGCUUUGCUUGCUAGCUAUCUAACUUAGCUAUGUUCCACAACACAUGAAAUGUUAUCUUAACCUAAUGUGAUUUAUCCAGUGUCUUUUUAUCUGUCGGGAAGCAAAAGAACAAGCAAGAUCUGUUGCUUGUGUGAGUAACAUUACGUACGAAACACACUGGCAUCAUAGCUUCAACGAGACAUCACAACUUUGGAGUGAGUCUUCUACUUCAGCUUUCCAACACAUACAAACUUUACUAAAAUAAGGUCCAUGGUGGUCCACCGGAAGUGGAGGGGCUUUGCCUGGCAGGAUGUAUAAUAAGAACUGGGUAUGGUGCCACCGCUCACCCUUCAAGCCAAUUUUUCAGGAUAAGAUCACCAUUACUAACUAGAUGCACCUGUUCGUUGACAUAUUUUAAGUUAAAGUAUAUAAAUUCUUAUCCCAUUCUUUUAAAAAAAAAAAAACUUUUAAUUAUACCAAAUGACCACCCCAUCCCCUAUAGUAGUCUGUGCAUGUCCCAUGACUAGAGGAUGGAUUGGCAGACUGCCACAUUUGUAAGCAUGUAGGCUAAAGCUCUCUUAGAUCAGAACUACUUGCAGUUAUAAAUAAAAACCAAUUUUGUUACAGCUGUAGUCAUGUAUGGGCUAUAGUAUGAUUCUUAAGAAGUCUUUUUAGGUCAAGACUUUUCCUUCGGGACGCCUUAAAACUGCGGCAAGCAGACCUAUAAGACCCAGUUUGCAGUAUGCACAGAUGCAGGCUCAUUGGCUGCAGGCGGGUUGACACAGUUCGCUGCCUCAUGCAGCUCUAGCGGGGGCUUGGAGCAUGUAGAGCCGGAACUGUCCGACUGUUGAAUGCGUGCAGCCGGCUGAACCGAAGACCUGGAAACUAGACAGGAGAGCGGAGAAAUCGGACCACCGGUACGAGGUGAGAAAGAGAACGGGAAAGCUGCUUCAUCUUUUCUGGUGGAGGAUGGACACACGCCGGACCGCGGUCACUUCAGUCACCGAGGUCAGCAGCUCUGCCUCCGCCGGCUUGUGACUCUCCGGGCUCCGCGGAGGUGUUCGGUGGACGCCGCUGGUCAGGACAGCACAGGACGAAAAGAAGUGUCCGUCACCUUGUAAGAUGUUUCCUCACCACAGAGAAAGGGAGCAGCCGAUCUUCUGCUCCCGGGCCCAUGUUUUCCAGAUCGACCCCACCACCAAGAGGAACUGGAUCCCCGCCAGCAAACAUGCCGUCACCGUCUCCUUCUUCUAUGAUGCCAACCGUAACGUCUACCGCAUCAUCAGCGUGGGUGGGACCAAGGCAAUCAUCAACUGCACCGUAACACCCAGCAUGACGUUCACCAAGACGUCCCAGAAGUUCGGUCAGUGGGCGGACAGCAGGGCCAACACUGUGUACGGGCUUGGUUUUGCUACUGAGCAACAGCUGCACCAGUUCUCCGAGAAGUUUAAGGAGGUGAAAGAUGCAGCUCGUCUGGCACGAGAAAAGUCGCAGGACAAAGAACUGGCCAACACGGCACUUAGCAUCGCUGCUCCUCAGUUCUCGCAGGACCUCUCGGACGAACUCCAGUCUCCGCCGGUGAUGUGUGUGAACGGACCCGAGGACAAGCUGUUCCGCAGCCAGAGCGCGGACAUCACGCUGUCUUCUGAAAAGGAGCGCAUUAAAAAGAUGCUCUCUGAAGGGUCUAUCUGUGAGAUGAACCUGGAAGCCGAGUUCUUCUCUCUGCAGGACAGCAACACCAAACUGGUGGCGGCUUUGCAUGAGGCUAAUGCUAAUGUGGAGCAGUGGAAGAAACAGCUGACAGCAUAUCAGGAGGAGACGGACCGACUCAGAGAGCAGGUGGCUGAGUUAGAAGCCCACGGAGGCCACGGCCCCAGUGAGCGGCUCAAGGAUGAGCUGACCCAGUCCCUGGAGGAGCUGGAGGCCCUGCUCAAGGCCAAAGAUGAGGAAAUCCACAUUUUGCAAAGCAAGAAAGUAGAGUACCACGAGAUGGAACAUGACAGGGAUGAGGCCAUUCACAGAUUACGGGAGACAGAGAUGCGUAAUGCAGAGUUGGAGCGCCGCAUCCAGAACACAGAGCAGAACCUGAAUAACUCUCUGGAGGAUCGGGAUCGCAUGGACUCUGAAGUCCAGAGGGCCAUCGAAAUUCUGGACAUCAAGAUCUUUGACCUUAACGAUCUUCGCCAGAGCCUGAUUAAACUCAUCGACAAAUAGUCCAACCCGAGAAGGAGAGAUGGAACAGAUGACAGGGUUGACUUUGUCGUGGCCAGUGCAGCGAGUGGGGGGGAAGAAGAUGGAGCUAGACCGGUCCUCUUCAAGCACAAGAAGCAUCUUCUCGGCUGCAGAGAGGGUGCUCCAUGUCUGUGUUGCAGCAGUGGCUGUACUGUACUCUGCAACACACUGCAGGUGUUGGCCUAAAGCAACAGCACAUACAUGCUUGUCCAGUCUAAUGUAAUGCUUCAUGUUGCUUUCAAGGGGUAACACUUAAUGCAAUAAAAACCAACUUUAAGGUAAGUAUUUAACACUGCUAGACAUUUCAUAUUGAGAAUUGGUGCUUGUAGUUUUUCAUAAGUAUGACUUUUUGUACACCAAAUAGUGAUGCAGUGUCAAUAUGAGUGAUAAGAGGCCUUUGUUUUUCUCCUUUUCAACUGACCGGUUGAUAUUUAAACAUCUUUACAACGAAAUGAGACCAUGAAGUGAAUGCAAAAAAAUAAAAAAUAAAAAAGAGCACAAGACAAAAUGACUUCUAAGGGAUUUGCCUAUUAAACAGCCUGCAUACAAUAUAAUUGUUACUGAAUUAACAGAUAAAGUUCCAUUUGUGGAGAGAUAAACGUGUGUAUGGUCUCGUAGUUCCCCAUGCAUAAAGCAGCAGAGUGGUUCCAAAUAGUGCUUUUCUUCCAUAGGAAUAAGCAAUGAAACAGAUUAAAGGUCAGUAAAAAAAAAAAGUGCGCUAAUAAGUGUUUUAUAUUUAAGCAAGGCAUGAUUACACAGCUUCCCCUUGAACAUUAGAUCUGAAUAUUGACACCACAGAUCGAAUGUUAAGAGCAGAGUCGUCGAUAAGGUCUUUCAGCAACGUGGCCGUUACCACGUCUUCAUUUAAGCUCGUAAGAAACCUUUAAACCUAAGAUAUGUGACGGUAACUUGUAAGUAGAUAACACAAUAAGUAAGUACAUUUAAGGUAAAUAAGUAUUUUCCACAUUGAUAUAAAUCAAUAAUGCUACAGCUAUGAGGUAAACAAGUAAAAUAAGUAAUCACUUAUUACAGAUAAGUUUAACUGGUCCCGUCUGAAUAAUCGUCUUGUGCAUCAUCUCUUUACAAACCACUGACUUAGUAAUGUAUCUACGCAUUCAAGGAAAUUUAAGACAUUUUCUGCCUUCUGUCAUAUUUCAGCACGUUACCUUUAGCUGUGGACAACAUGGCACACGCCUUGAGAGUGGAGCUGUACUGUAUGAAAUGUGAAUUUAUUUAAAAGCAAUGUCUACUUCACACACACAGACUGUAUUGUUUGACAUAGUCCAUAAUGGUAUGUUUGCAUUAUUUUGUCAAGCCUUAUUGUUGAUAGUUAUGCCAGCUGUGUCUCAAAUUUUGAGCUGUUGUCAUGACAGUUUGGAAAUAAAAACAAAGAAUGACGUCA